GGAAGUGCCGGUGCGCCGACGAUGGCGGACCAUGGCGGCGGCGCCGACCUCUGCUCCGUCUCGGUGGUGUCCUGCCUGCUGCUGGCCUGCGGCUACGUGGGCAGCCUGUACGUGUGGAGGAGCCGGUUACCCAGGGAUCACCCAACCGUGAUCAAGCGCCGAUUCACCAGCGUCCUGAUCGUCUCAGCACUUUCUCCGUUAUGGGUCUGGGUGUGGCGUCAGUAUACAGGCUUCAAGACAGGUCCGUCGCUGCUGACGUUGCUGGGCAUCCACUUGGAGGGCAUCUUGGCGGCUGCCUGCUUUCCGCUCCUGCUGACCAUGGUGCUGUUCGUUGGCCCACUGAUUCAGCUGGUCAUGGACUACUCCUGGGAUCUCUUCGACGGGUUAAAGAUGUUCCUAGACCCUCGGUGUUGGGCGCAGUGCCUGGCGGACAUGCGUUGGAUGCGGAACCAGGUGGUGGCUCCGCUGACGGAGGAGCUGGUCUUCCGGGCGUGCAUGUUGCCCAUGCUGGUGCCCUGCACCGGCCUGAGCCGAGCCAUCGUAACCUGCCCGCUUUUCUUCGGAGUCGCUCAUUUCCACCACGUCAUCGAGCUGCUGAAGUUCAGACAAGGGACAGUGGUCGGCAUUUUCCUCUCGGCAGUUUUCCAGUUUUCCUACACGGCAGUGUUCGGGGCUUACACAGCGUUUAUCUUCAUCAGGACAGGGCACCUGAUUGGUCCGGUUCUCUGCCAUUCAUUCUGUAACUACAUGGGAUUCCCAGCAAUCGGGGCCGUCAUCGAGCACCCUCAGAAGCUCAUGAUAUUCUUCUUCUACGUGCUGGGAGUUGUCCUCUUCCUCUUGCUGCUCUUUCCCUUGACUGAUCCUACCUUGUACGGGACGCUUGCUAUCUGCCACCUCACCAAACCAGAAACCAGCACCUCGGUCUGCACCUGACCUUCCCCCCUCACCCCCAAAACCCACCCCACCCACCCACCCACCACCGCCCCUCCACUGCCGCGUCCUGUGCGUCCGGCAUUCAGGGAACUUGCCUUCUGGACGACCAGCAGGUGGAUCGAGGGAACUUCUCAGGAACUGGGGGAUCCAGCUCCCGCGAUUCCGGGAGGCGGGAGUUCCCGGAACGGGCACUCGAGUCCGCGGACAUUCUCCGCUCCUCGGCGAGGCUCGCGAGGGAAGCCCCAAUUCAGAUGGACCCAGGCCUCGGCAGGAUGCCUCACAGCCAUCGCCUCCGAAGACUGGACACCAAUGCCCUGGUGCUUUCAAUCAUGUUUCAGCCACUCCUGCGAGUACCAGGGGCAGAAGAAAUUUCGGAGUGCUUCGUUUUCUGCUGGUUUCACCCCCGUCCCAUCCACCUCCUUCGUGCUGUGAAUACUCAGGAUUUGUUUAAAGCUCUCCCCUUACCAUGUGCAUCCAGCGGGGAAGCUCCAUUGCCGUGGCAUCCAAGAUGGCUUCCAGUUGUCUUGCUCUCCGGGACGGGUCUGCUGUUGCCCUCUCGUUCCGGCGUCUUGUGUGCCUGACGGCGUCCCCUCCCCUGCAAGCUUUUGCGUCAGCGGGGUGCACUUCCUGUCCUGACCCGAGAGGCAGGCGGGAGAUGGGAGAAGGUGGUGUGGGAGAGUGGUAACAGGGGAGGGCGUUGCUUUUGAGUGGGGUGGGAUGAGAGAGACCGUCGGGAGAGGACAGUUUGGUUUGAGGCGGACCAGGCAACACGAGCCGCAGCUCACUCCUGAGCCCCUUCAACCCUGCAGUCUUUUGACGGGAUUGGCGGGCUGAGUGUCAGGCCAGGGAGUGGAUGCUCUUGCAGCCUUUCAAGGCUUACGCCGGGGGCGAGGGGUUUACAGAGGGGAGGGGGGGAGUCUUUGCCUCCCUGUUGUAAUUGCUGGCGUUCAAAUUUACCGUUUUACCCCUUCGGUGGAGCACUGAGAGAGGGCAGCCCGUGUCCAAGUCCCCACCGCCACCCAGCUGAGAGCAAGAUUUGGGGCGGGGUGGACAGAGAGAAGCCGGGUAGAGAUGGCCCCUGGACCGAGAGUGGGAGAUUCCCCCUUGCGGUUUCAUGGGAUUGUAGCGCUGCUCUUCGUUUCGAGCUCCUCUCGUGCCGCUGAGCGGCCUGUUCAAAUCAUGCAGGAGGGCCGCAAUUUGAGGAUGGUUCUUACUCCCGGUUCCCCAGCCUGUCGGGUGGGGGUGGUGGGGCAGUAAUUUGGCGCAGAAGGAAUUGGGACGGGUGGAGUUUUCACAGAGUAAUGCAAGAGGUCUCGAUCACCAGACCCCCCCCAAGGGGUGACUGUUUCCGAUCAUUGUGAUCGAUGGCGGCGAUUUCUCCAUUUCCUUCCAACCCCCUCGUUUGGCCGCUGGGCGCCUCCUUCGAGGUAUCAGGCGGCUCUCUUCACCCCAGGCAGGAUACUUUCACUCGGUGACUCUCUAAACUCCCCUUGCACCCCUCCUCCCUGGAGCAGGGUAUCCCAGACAUCUCCCUUUGUGCGGGAUGUAUUGAUCCGCCAGCCGUCCUGACUGACGGAGCUGACUGUGGCGGGUUGUCCAAGCUGGGGACUGGUGUCGACCUUCAGGGGGCAGCAUAACUGAGCUGCACUGGCAUUGGUUGUGAUGCACUUGGCCAGAGUUAGGCAGUCCUGCGCAGUGCUUGCUAGUACCUUUAAACAUAUUUAUUCCUGGCUAAAUGCAGAAAUCCCUUUAAUAAGGUCAGCAGUGGAAUACACAGCUGAGUGUUUCUGAACUGGGAGAACCAAAUCAAAAUCCAACAUGUUGCCCCUUCAAUUGUUUGGGAGAGGGACGUUUCCAGCGGAAUCGUCCCAAUUCCGUCACCUUUAAACAGAAACGUUUUUGAAACCUUUGGUGCCCAGUAGAGGCUGUACAGAUGGCUAUCAGAGGGGGUUUGAGUUUGUCUUCCGAGACGCUGGAAAUACAGGCUGACUGUACUAAAGCAGGUCUUGAGAGUGGGCUGCAGCUCCUGGGUGAACCUAUCCUACAGUUGGAAUAGAGGCGGCCACGUUCACCUUUGGCCCCGGGGCCGGUGAUUGUCCACCGGGGGCACCACUGAAACGAGGACCCGACCUCGUUCCGCUGCUCUUUUGUGGGAGCUCCCGUCCACGCAAUAGUGGCCACUUCAGAAAGCUCGGCAGUGGCUUUGGGCUUUUCCGGGGGGGCCAGGGGACGGUGCUGGAGGCGUACCUACUUUUCUGUAGACAGGCUGCCCAGCGCUCAGGAUCCUUCCGUGGUCCAUACUGAUUCUGCCAGCAGUUGCUGCCCGGGUCUGUAAACUGCAGCUCCCGCCCCAACAAUACAACCUAGAACCUUGCCACCAAUCAAAUCCACCACCAGCAAGCUAACGUUCAGACUUCUGUCCACGACUGCAGUUCCUUAACCUCACUACUGACAAAAAUAUUAACUUCCGUCGAGGAAUUGGGUCCUCCUGUCAAACCAAGAAGAAAAAAUAUUUUUUCUAGCAAUGACCACAGAAAUGUUUGUAAAUCAAGCAAUAUAUUUUCUAAAAGUAACUAUUUUCCUGACAAAGAGAUUGUAUAAUUAACGAAGAGAAACUUUUACUUGAUGUGCAAAAUGGAGCUGACAAUCUUGUACUGUAUGGCAUAGAAUAUAAAUUUCUGAUUUUAAAAAAAAUAUAGAGAGAGAUUAUGUUUAUUGAGGCAAGUCCCAACUUUACAGACAGAAUGGAUUAGUCUCCUGGUCUGCUUGUCCGCCCUGACUUUCCAUUGCAGCCAUGUGCCCAAAAGCAGAAGCCAUUCUUUCUUUCCCGUAAGUCAUUGUGUUUGCUGAUGCUUUGUAUCCAGUUACCAGUCUGUGCUCUGUAACUCUUAAUAACCUUGGUUAGCAAACGUGUGUACCAAUCACCGAUAUAAAACAGUUAACCAAGUCUGCAUCAACUGUAUUUUUGUGGGAGAGAGUUUGACAUCUCAUCCAUUUUUGUUUUGCCUGAACGUAUUCAAUUUUUGUUCUUGUCAAUGGCCGAGCCUUGAACUCUUGUCUG
Molecule: messenger RNA, 3994 nt
Organism: Mobula hypostoma (lesser devil ray)
Lineage: Eukaryota; Metazoa; Chordata; Chondrichthyes; Myliobatiformes; Myliobatidae
Gene: rce1a
Product: Ras converting CAAX endopeptidase 1a
Exons: 8
Coding region: 22-933 (303 amino acids)
Biological process (GO): CAAX-box protein processing
Cellular component (GO): endoplasmic reticulum membrane
Molecular function (GO): metalloendopeptidase activity
Source: RefSeq, a predicted model, not a curated record